Molecule: messenger RNA, 4543 nt
Organism: Nasonia vitripennis (jewel wasp)
Lineage: Eukaryota; Metazoa; Arthropoda; Insecta; Hymenoptera; Pteromalidae
Gene: scaf6
Product: calcium homeostasis endoplasmic reticulum protein
Exons: 10
Coding region: 378-3713 (1111 amino acids)
Biological process (GO): RNA processing; intracellular calcium ion homeostasis
Cellular component (GO): perinuclear region of cytoplasm
Molecular function (GO): RNA binding
Source: RefSeq, a predicted model, not a curated record
UUAUAGAUAGUCUUCGGAGUUCGGCCCGCUUAUGCACAACACGUAUACCUAUACCCAUACCUUAUACAUACUCAUACUCAAAGAAUCCUAUAUUGCUCGCAAUAGGCUGGCCGGUGUUCGUUCAGCAGAGACUCCGAUAGAGCAGAGUGCGUUAUUCGGAGUGUACGGCAUAUAUUGCGAAGGACAAAUCACGCAAGCCGUGUGUAUAUAAUACGAAUACACACUGAGUCUGAGACUAAGUGCGCGCGCGGAUUAUCAUCCCGCAGGAGUCUUUGGCAUUGACAAAAAGGCGUCGCGGGGCUCUCGGACAGUUUCGGAGCUUGGCGUUAAAUGGGCGAUCUGCCGCAGAGCCAGAGUCGUGUUGACGAGUCGGAAAGAUGGACCAGGCGCCGGCAGAUACCGAACUGCGCAACAUCAUAGAUAAGUUGGCGCAGUUUGUCGCACGCAAUGGCCCUGAGUUUGAACAGAUGACAAAGAACAAGCAGAAGGACAACCCAAAGUUCAGCUUCCUCUUUGGUGGAGAGUACUUUAACUACUACCAGUACAAAGUGACAACAGAGCAAGCCAUUUUAAAACAAAAAGGAAUAAAUCCAAUGCAAAAUGCAGAUCCACGUUUAAAAGUUUCGCAGCAGCAGCAAUCACCAGCAGUAGGUGUCAAUAAUGUUGGCAUGGCUCAAAAUAAUGGUCUAAACUCAGUUAACAUGGGACCUGCCAGCAAUCCCCCCUCUAUGAUGGGCUCAGGCCCACCAAACUCAGGUCACAUGCCUGGACCUCCUAAUGCUGGUCCAGGGCAUUUACCUGGACCCCAUAAUUCAGGUCCUGGGCCACACAUACCAGGUCCUCAAAAUUCUAUCGGUAGAUCAUCCGGUUGGCUUCAGAAUGAACUGGCCAGUCUUCAGUCGCAGCAGACAACAUUGCAGGACCAGGUUCGUCAAUCGGAACAGAAUUUAGCUGCUCAGCAUGCUGCAUUGAUGGCACAGCAGCAAGGAAGAGUUGAGGAUGCAGUGCGACAAGCACAAGAGAAUAACCUACAGAGCAACGCACAAACCACUAAUACAGAUUUGGCUGCUUUUGAAGCUGUUUUGCAGCCAAUUAUAGAUACUUGCACUAAGGAUAGCAUUAGUGCAGGAAAGGCAUGGAUACUUCAACACUCUAAUACUCUUGAAAGUAAUCAAGUAGUUGCAGAGCAUCUACUUAAGAGAGUUAUUCAGGAAACCACUUUUACUCAUAAACUUCAUAUUAUUUAUCUCGUAAAUGAUGUAUUGCAUCAUUGUGCUCGAAAAAAAUCAUUGGAGUUAAGAAAAGCAAUGGAAAGUGUUGUGGUACCAAUGUUUUGUAAUGCAUCAUUAGCUGCUACAGAGGAGCAGAUUGUCAAAUUGAAUAAGCUUUUAAGUUUAUGGGAGUCGAAGAAUAAUUAUUUCGAGGAAGGCAUCAUCGAGAAACUGAAGAAUCCUAGCAAAUCGUGGUCAGAUUAUCAGGCGAGCGUUAUGACACAACAUGCGAAUGCUAUUUCGUCUAUCGCCGCCACUACGAAGCAGACAUUUGAUAAUUACCAAGCUCAGCAUCAAGCAUUUGUCAAUCAUGCAAUGAGGCAAAUACAAUCUAUAGAGCAACAAAAGAUUGUUCUAGACAGGCAACUUAAAGCUCCGCCGCCCCCCGCAUCAAUGAAUCAGCAGAACGUGCCACCUCAUGGAGGACCGCCACCGCAACACGGAGGUCCACCUCAUGGUGGUCCACCGCCGCAACAUGGAGGUCCGCCACCUCCGCACUCCGGCAUAGGGCAGCAGCAUGGUGGUCAUUCCCUUGACGGCCCACCUCAUGAUCGAGGAGGACCGCUCUACGGAGGUUCGCCACACGAUGGAGUUCCGCCCUUUGGAGGGCCACCCCCACACGACGGUGGCCCACCCUAUAGAGGAUCUCACCACGAUGGAGGAGGUCCACCCUAUGGAGGCCCACCCCACGAAGGAGGUGGCCAGCCAUACGGAGGUCCACCACCUCACGAUGGGCCACCAUACGGGGGACCACCACCGCAUCAUGGUGGCCCGCCACCUCACGGUAGUCCGCCUCACGGUGGUAUGUCGCAUGGAGAUUAUCCACCACACAGAGGUCCACCACAUUCUGGGUCGCCUCACGGAGGACCACCUCACGGAGGACCACCUCACGGAGGGCCACCUCAUGGAGGACCACCUCAUGGGGGUCCACCACAUGGGGGACCACCUCAUGGAGGACCACCUCAUGGAGGGCCACCCCACGGUGGGCCACCUCACGGAGGGCCACCCCACGGUGGGCCACCUCACGGAGGGCCACCCCACGGUGGGCCACCUCACGGAGGGCCACCCCACGGUGGGCCACCUCACGGAGGGCCCCCUCACGGAGGACCACCGCAUGGAGGAUCACCUUACGGAGGCCCCCCUCCACACGGGGGACCGCCGCACGGGGGUCCACCGCUGGGUGGACCUAUGCAACAUGGCGGGCCACCGCACGGUCCACCACGAGAACUUGCUGCAGGGAUGGGGCCACCUCACGGAGGUAUGCCACCUCACGCUGGUCCAAUGGGCCAUGGCGCUCUACCACCUCACGGAGGAGGGCCACCACCUCACGAUGUAAACUUUAGUCAACCUCCGCCAGGCUGGAACGGACCACCAGGCACAGGACCUGGAGGUCCACUUGGUGCGGACCCGUUUACGCAUUUACCACUGCCAGAUUUCUCGAGGCCACCGCCGGGCUUUGGGCCGCCGCCGGCGCCGCAGCAGCAGCCACCACCUUUGAUGUCCCAGGAGAUCUGUCUGGAGGAUCUGAUGCCUAGCAUGCCUUACUUUGAGUUGCCUGCCGGAUUAAUGGUGCCGCUUAUCAAACUUGAAGACUGCGAGUACAAGCCUCUCGAUCCAGAGGCAAUCAGAUUACCACCGCCUGCGCCGCCUAGUGAUAGACUACUUGCUGCAGUUGAGGCGUUCUAUUCGAUGCCCAAUCACGACACUCCCAGAGACAGAAGUGAUGGUUGGGAAAAGCUAGGAUUAUACGAAUACUACCGGGCGAAGAACGAAGCUAAGAAAAAGAAGGAAGAACAGAUCAUGUGUGGUUUAAGGGAAAAGUCAAGAUCGCCAUCACCAAUAGUCCGGCCGCGCUCGAAGAGCCCAAGUCCACCAAAGAAACGCUAUAAAAGCAAGUCUAGGAGUCGAUCGCGGUCUCGGUCACGAGGCAGGAGUAGAUCAAAGUCACCACCACCGACUCCAAAUCACCGACCAAACAACCGUAAUCAGAAUCACAAUAGUCGUAGUCGAAGGAGACGGAACAGCAAUAAGGGUGGGCAGAGUGGUGACCAGGCACAACAGCCACCUCCGACGCCGCAUAGGGGUAAUGGCUCGCCUGAUAGAAGAAUGGAUCGAAGUGAUAGGAGUCCUACUCCGCCUAGUUUCUUGGGCUCAAUGUACAGCAAAGCUAAUCAAGAUAUGGGACUUGAUGAAAGUAACAAAGGCCACCAACUCUUACGAAAAAUGGGCUGGGGUGGAGCUGGCCUGGGUGCGAACGAGCAGGGGAUUGAGGCUCCCAUCUCCGGAGGUGAGAUACGCGACCGCACGGAUAUGUACAAAGGCGUGGGUGUGAACCUUAAUGACCCUUAUGAAAACUUCCGUAAGAGCAAAGGCCAGGCUUUCAUCACGAGGAUGAAAGCGAGGGCAGAAGAACGAGCAGAAGAGAGAGGCGAUCGAGAUUAAAGUAGUGACUGUGAGAAGGUGACAUUAGAUACAGACAAUUUUUACAAACGGUGUGUGCAUUUAACUUUGCGCAGAGAUACAAAGACAAAACUAAAGACACAUGUGAGUGCCACCAUCGUGUGAAUAAUGGUUACAAGGGUAUUAUUAUUGAAUACCCUUAUGAUAAUGCAAAAAUUUCAAGAAAUUUUUAUAUUAAGGUAUCUGAGAAAAAUGAAAGCGAAUUUUUGAGAUUCUAGGAUAGAGUUUGUUUAUUCUAACUAGUUUUACGAGGAAGAAAGCUUCAAUGUAGAUGGGAAUGAUUACAGUGAUUUAUGAAGCAAGUGAUUUUUCGAUUUGUUUACAAGCUUUACCUUGUUAAUAUCCAAUGAAUUUUCGUACGUGUUUGUCCGUUUUUAUGAAUUGUUAUUCUUUUUAAAAUUCUCGACUAUUGCGUGAAACCACACGAUGAAUUGUAGAAAUACUAUAAACCAGAAUUAUGCUUCGGCUGCUCUUCAAUAUUACAUGUAAGUUUGUUGAUAAGAUUGUCCGGUAUACAAAGUUGUAUAACAGGAAAUUUCCAAUAUUCUUUCUGUAUUAUUUGUACCUCGUUACCUCAUGUUUCGUUAAUACAUGCUCCGUUUAUAAUGAUUAAUCGAUUAAUCAUUGUUAAAAAGUCGGGAACCAUGCUUGAGCAAUGAAAAAUCAAUGCUAAAGAACUUGCAUGCACGAGAUCGCACGAAUGAACUUGUAUUUAUAGAUUUAAUGAUAAUUAUAUUGAAUACAAUGUAACUAGACUCAAAAAAUAAAAAAAUCUGUACAUUUCGUAAAUCAAUAGACUUUUCUUACCAAAA